Messenger RNA from Bipolaris zeicola 26-R-13, 1668 nucleotides. RefSeq lists its product as uncharacterized. The transcript has 2 exons. Lineage: Eukaryota; Fungi; Ascomycota; Dothideomycetes; Pleosporales; Pleosporaceae. The coding region runs from base 1 to 1668 and encodes 555 amino acids. The record is from RefSeq and is a predicted model, not a curated record.
AUGGGCAUUCAGGGACUCGCUAGACGUCUGGAGCCAUACGCCACGCGCUUUUCCUCCGACCAGCUCGACGGCUAUUCGGCCGUGGUCGAUGGGCCCGCACUCGCCUAUCAUGCUCACAAACUGGCUCUCGCAACUUCGGUUAGCGCCUCGCGAAUGCCCUCUUAUUCAGACAUCGUCUCCCAGGCUCUUUGCUGGUUAACUGCUCUGGAAGCCAACAACAUCAAGGUGGUCGCCAUCUUCUUCGACGGAGCGCUGCCUCCAUCAAAGCGGACUGAGAGGCUGUCAAGGACCGAACAAAACAAUAGGCGUGUGCAGCAGCUCCGUGCAAAUUAUUCAACGACUGCAUGCCCAGUACCCACGUACCUAGGUUCGAUAUCUUAUGCCUUCCUUGCUCCAGCGUUGCAAGAAGCGUUACAAAAUUCACCCUUUGCCUCGAGGACGCACAUCGUACCUGGAGAAGCAGACGACUGGUGUGCAUUACAUGCUAAAGAGAAUGCCAAAUCCAUCAUCUUCACCAGCGAUACAGAUCUCAUCCUUUACGAUUAUUGCAUAGACACGCUGAUAGUAUUUCUACAUGAUGCUGACGUAUCUACUGGCAUCAAAGCAUAUUGGCCCGAUGAGAUCCAAAAGAAGCUGCAGUUGAAAAGCCUGUUACCGUUUGCCUUUGCUCUUCUGCAAGGCCCUCAGGAUACCGCCAAUGAUCUGGUCCGCAAUGCCAAGAGCGUGGAUAAAGGCUCUAUACCAUACCUAGACUUUACCAAAAGGUAUAUCGCCGAAGUUGUUCCCCCGCUAUACAAAUCCGACUCAAACCGCACCUUUUCCAGUCUGCCUGAUCUGGACGUUCGGGUGUCAGAGUUCGUGCACCAAGCUCUGGAACAUUCUGAUAGCCCAUUUGUUUACAUGCCUCUACUGAUGGAAGACCCAAGCCAAGCAUCUGCAUGGAAUAUGGGCUGCGAUGUCCGCGCAAUGGCUUACUCGUUACUAGCAUCGGAAAGAAUGGUUGUCCACGAAUAUAGGCGAAAAGCGCAGGUCGUCACUGUACAAGAAGUUGUUACAUAUCCUCUAAAAGAUCUGCCAACACCAAUCACAGACCUCGAGCGACAGAUUCGCACCCUGAUGGACUGGGCUACUUUUAGAAAGCUUCAACCCAUGCUACUUUGGCCACUUUUUGCGCUCAGCCUGGUACUCGCUGAGUUGAACAGCGCCCCUGCAAUUCCUCUGGUACUUCGGGUGAUCAACGGCGACUUUGACAAUACCUGGUCUUUCGUACAGUUGAUGGCUCGCCUACAGUCUGCAUUAUACUCACUGCGCAUGUUCAGUCAAAUCGUGAGAGUAUGGCUUGUAGUCAAACCAAAGGCAGAUCAAAGGUUACGUGAUUCCCUACUAAGCUUGGAUGAACGUAUGCGUACUCUUCCGUCGAUACCUGAAGGAUUUGGAGUACCGGGACAGACCAAGCGCGUAUUAGCAAACCACGACGAGUUGCGGGGUUUGGUUGAAGAGAUCUAUGUCUCUGCUGGCGUUGAGGUACCCACUGAGAACGUUUCGAACAAGAAGAAGAAGCGCCAGUUGAGAGAAGCGGAUAGAAAAAAGAGGAAGGCUGAGCAGAGACAACAAUCUAAACAAGAGAUCACCAAUGCAUAUGCUGCGCUAAGUAGUGAUCAGAGCUAG